AUGGAUCGAGAAAAAGGCCUCAUUGCUCUUGGCAUUGGAGCUUCUUUAGUGGCUGCUUUCUGAACCUACAAGAUGACUGGGAAGGUUUCGAACAAGUCAAACAAGAAAUCCAAGAGACUGUUCAAAACCAGAGAUGUUGAUGGAUGUUCCGAAAGCGGACUUGAUGAAAUUACCCUACCCUUGCUCGAUGGUGAUGAAGGAACAGAGACCAGCUAUGUCCAGGAUAAAUAUUCUGAAAUUAGUAUUCCCCUUAACAAGGAAAGAUCAAAAUAUGACAGACAGAAAAGAAUCAUCAGAGGAGAAGAUAUAGAAGAAACUAUAACUUCCAGCGAAAUCACCAAGACGAUCGAACCAAAUUAUAACAAAAGGAGGAAUUUACAGGAUUAUACAGGCAAUCGUGAGAGGACAUCGAGCGUUGACAGUGAAGAAGAAAGAUACAAUAGAUGGCAAAGAGAAAGAGAAAAUAAACUCCAUGCUGUUAAUUAUGUGAAAAACGAUAAGAUAUAUACAGAGCCUGCACCUAAAAACCCUGAAAAGGAGAGAUCUCAAGAAAAGAGGAAGCUUAAGAAUUUUUUAACAACGUAUAAGAAUGAUCGCUUCAAACCUAAGAAUUCCAAGAGGAGCAGUAGUAUAAAGUCACACUUGACAGAUUAUCAGAAGUCAUCAGCCGGAAAGGUAUCCUUGUCUGGAAACACAUCAACCAAGAUCCAGAAGACUAAGGAGUCAGGAGGUAAUUCAAUGAACGAAGAAAUUUCUGAAAAGAGGGAGACUAACUUCUUCGAUAUCUUCAUGGCUAUAUCCAAGCCAAUUAUUGAUGAGAAGAAGAGUAGGAAGAGAAGGAAGAAGAGAGCUAAGAGACAAGCAAGAGCUCAUUCUAAUGCUAUGUCAGAGCCUAACUUCCUUCGCUAAUAUAAUAUUGCUGCCAGUUUUAACUC
Messenger RNA from Moneuplotes crassus, 935 nucleotides. The record is from the annotation of a GenBank genome assembly. Lineage: Eukaryota; Ciliophora; Spirotrichea; Euplotida; Euplotidae.